Penicillium soppii is the source of this 1692-nucleotide messenger RNA. RefSeq lists its product as uncharacterized. The transcript has 2 exons. The record is from RefSeq and is a predicted model, not a curated record. The coding region runs from base 1 to 1692 and encodes 563 amino acids. Lineage: Eukaryota; Fungi; Ascomycota; Eurotiomycetes; Eurotiales; Aspergillaceae.
AUGAGGGUGGCUCUCUUUGCAGUCGUUUCCGUGGUCGGGCUCAUUUUCUCCUUUCGCCCCUUGGUACUGGACUCUGUCAUCAAAUCCGUGCGCAGUCGAACCCCUGGGGUUUUUAACAGGUUCCCCAAUCUAUCGUUCUACAAAACCGCUCCAUUUUCUUCCUUUCAACACUCACUCGACCCAUUUAUCUCGAAUGCUGCUCCCCACUCGUUCUGUGAAAUAGCCGAUCCUGAAGCAUACAGGCAAAUCGUCAUCGAUGCUGAUCAAGACAUUCUUGAAUUUAUGUUUCAGCAGCUCAUGAAUAUUGUCAGGAGGCCUUGCCUUGGCCAUUUUGUGAAGCGGAUUGAGUACCUGCACCAAACUGAGGAUGGUGCCUACUCUAAGUUAGCGCACCAGCGCGAUUUGAGCGCCGACGACAUGCGUCUUCUCAAACGUGCCGUAGCAAACGCGGGAUUCAAAGAUGGAAAUGAGGAGGAUGUUAUGAGUAUGCUCAUGCAGGCUUCUUUCAGCAAGGACGUAAAUCACCGCGCCGAUGGAUGGUGCUCGUUUGGAAACUGGGAUAAUUCACGCACAUAUAUCACACAGCUUCUUACCGCUCUCUUCGUGUCACUGGCACCAAAUCUGGAGACCAUAGCUAUGACACAGCCUUUCCAAUACCACAUCGAACUUGAGGAAGGGGAAACACCAGUGCUAGCAUAUCCGCUAGUUCAAGUUCUGAAAUAUGCGAACUCCCGCCCAGAAGGAAUUCACUUUCUUCAGAAAUUGCGCGAAGUCUAUCUGAUCAACAUCCCUCCCUCAUACUCAGAUUCGCGGUUCUAUUCGCACGCAACAGAUUUGAUUGCCUGUCUUGAACUUUUCAACAAGCUCCCAUUAAUCGAGUCCAUUGGCAUUGAUGUCUUUGAACCAAAUGAAGACCACGGAAAGUUUACCGGCGAAAGCAAAAGUUCGAAUAUCACCAAAAUCCAUAUAAACCACUCCAGCUUGAGCUCAGACUAUCUCUUGCUCGUCAUGGAAACAAGCAAGAUUAUCACAGAGCUCCAAUACACGACUGGAGGAAGGGCAACUAAUGACGGGUCACAUCCGGUCUUCAAUCCAAAGGCCUUUAUCAAAGGUCUAUCAGCGCAUAGGCACACGCUGAAAGUUCUUGACAUAGAUACCGACACGCUUACUUCUACAUACCCUGGUGAACUGCGGGCCGGAGGCUCCUAUCUUGUGGACUGGGAUAAAUGGGGGGGUCCCGACCAAUUUGAUCCUGAUGACUACGACGCUGAGGAUCUCAACGAAGAUAACUUCGAGUUUCAGUCGCACCAAUACUUGGUAUCGAUCUGGGACCGCAACGUGUCAUUAAAAGACUUUGUGACACUUCAAGAAUUGAGUAUCGGGAUUAGAUUCUUGAUUUACUUUGCCCAGGGCGUGGAAACUGAUGAUGCGAAAAGAAGCAGUGUCAUGUUGGUGGACUCACUUCCAGAUAGUCUUGAGUCUCUGACUAUUCGGGGAUAUCAGAAAGGAGUCAAUCAAGAGCACGAUGCGCAGGUGGCUGCACUGAUGACCCGAUUUGAGUCGGGCUCUAUGAGAUUGAAGGAGAUCCAAGGGGUUGAAGAGUUGAUUCCUAAUGGGGAGGAUGUCGAAAACCCGGACGAAGAUGAACACUUGUUGUGGUCUCUGAUUGAGCUUGGAUAUUCAGAGUACUAA